Molecule: messenger RNA, 3615 nt
Organism: Exophiala xenobiotica
Lineage: Eukaryota; Fungi; Ascomycota; Eurotiomycetes; Chaetothyriales; Herpotrichiellaceae
Exons: 3
Coding region: 1126-2880 (584 amino acids)
Biological process (GO): transmembrane transport
Cellular component (GO): membrane
Molecular function (GO): sulfate transmembrane transporter activity
Source: RefSeq, a predicted model, not a curated record
CUAAUACUUGACCUACACCAAUUUACUGGAUGGUAGGCUGCAUGCCAAGAAAGAGAUCGGAAGCAACGCGCUCACGCAAGGCUCAGCAUCGAUGGCGUGACGUCCAGCUCAGCCAACGAUCAAAUGCAUUGAGACGCUGCUACAGAACUACCAUCUUAUCGAAGAGACUCGAUCACCAUAGCCCAACGCUCUAGAUGGACUGUCUUUAUGUGCACGAUAAGCUCGUACGCACAAACCCCCACUUGCGCUUGCUGCGAACAUUCGCCAGUACGCCAUCUCGGCACUACUCCUGACCAAACAGCGUUCGAUUUCAGCGUGCUAUUGCUGUUUACCGGACAGGCUUGAUUCCCACGCAUGUUGGCUACCGAGAUCUUGACCCCGUUACCCUGCUUGCCACGUCUUGCGGAACGCCACUUUAAGUCGCACCGAGCGUCGAUGUUCCACAACGGAAAGCAUUGAGCUGCGCUUUGCUAGGAUAGCCCAUGGCCGUGGGGAGUGUCAGGCUUUAACCCUCUAUCUCUUGGUUGGUAUGUACCACGCCUCUUUGCUUGCUUUACAGUGACACUGUCGGGAUAAGCUCUACAGACUUGCCAGAAUAAUAGCUGCGUCGCUCAAAAUCGUCCACGAAUCAGUGUCUCCGGUCCAGGUUCUCUGCAACGGUCUCAUCUUGCGGCAAGGAUAUGGUUGCGAAGUCGAGCAAGUCUUCCUUCUCGGGCUUGCGGUAUAUGGCCAGGAUCUAGAAGCAUGAUCCCGAGGGGUACAGCUGUACCCUAGUCCCUAGGUACAGAUGGUUGAUGCUAUACAAAUUCAAGCCCUCAAUCACGCCAUCAGCCACGAAGACAACUCAGCUUCCCCUUCAAGCUAGGUGAAGCUCUUCACAUGCGAGAAUUUUCAUCCUUGCGAUGAGCAAAUCGCUUCCAUUCGACCACUUUACGGCGCUUGGCGGUUAUUCGCAAUUCCUGCAACUGCCCUGUAACAAGAUGGAUCCACAGAAUACGUUGCCACGGUUGAGGAUGGAAGGCCGGUCAGGUGCCGAUGCCUUGCGCUAUAUAAAGCACCACUUCUCUCUUCACCCUGGCCGUCCCAUUGUCUCCUAUAUCGCGUGCCAGCUUAAGAACAACAGCCAUGGACAUCAAAUCCGGCACAGUUACAGGUUUUCCGUCCUCGUUGGAGGAUGCUAAGACUGAGCCUCGCGAAGCAUUGAGACCACAGAAGUGGUGGAAGUUAGGGGGUAACGAUGUCAGCUUUGUUUCUGUCGAUGCGGACAGUCAGCUGGAUCCCGAAACACCAUCCAAUGAUCUUUCGGAUGGCUCAAGGGUGGUGAAGAAUGUGAACAACGUCUUCGAAGCUCCCGAAGCAGUCGAGCUUUACAAGCCCAUACAGGGCUUUGAAGGCGCCCAUCGCUUUCAUCCCGAUGCAACAUGGACCCAAGAGGAAGAGAAGGCCCUGGUUCGAAAGCUUGACUGGCGCAUCGCUCUUCCUGCCUGUAUCAUGUUCUUUGCCCUCCAACUUGAUCGGGGCAACAUCGCCCAAGCUCUUUCCGACAACAUGCUAGUCGAUCUAGGUCUCACUACAAACGACUACAAUAACGGCAUGACCAUCUUUUAUUGUUCGUUCUUGUUCGCAGAGCUCCCCUCCCAGCUCGUUAGCAAGAAACUGGGACCGGACAAUUGGAUUCCUAUCCAGAUGGUAGCCUGGAGUGUUGUCGCAGCGUCCCAGGCGGCGUUGUCUGGCAAAUCCAACUUCUACGUCUGUCGCUUUCUACUCGGCUUCAUCGAGGGUGGCUUUAUUCCCGACACCAUCCUUUACUUGAGUUAUUUCUUUACAAAUGCAGAGUUACCGAAGCGUUUGAGUUGGUUUUGGACUUCCUACCAAUCUACCCAAGUAGUCGGCGCUUUCCUAGCUUACGGAAUUCUUCACCUGAGAGGUCAUAGCGGGCUGAAAGAAGGGUGGCGCUACCUUUUCGCCAUUGAGGGCUCAUUGACGGGCUUGAUUGGUAUUCUUACCUGGCUAUAUCUGCCAGCUUCGCCGACUCAAACCUCGCGCCACGGCAUGAAAGGCCUCCUUCGACCGAAAGAAGGCUGGUUCACAGAGCGGGAAGAGACCAUCAUGGUCACACGGAUUCUUCGUGAUGAUCCUGGCAAGGCCACAAUGCACAACAGACAAGGUAUCAGCUUCAAGCUCUUUUGGGAUGCCCUUACCGACUAUGACAUGUGGCCCAUCUAUCUUAUCGGCCUCUCCUGGACGAUUCCAACCACCCCUCCACAGGCAUACAUCACCCUGACCUGCAAGGCUCUAGGCUUCAACACCUUUCACACCAAUCUCCUCACCAUCCCGGCCUAUGUUCUCUUCAUUCUGCAGCUGCUAUUUUGGACGUGGGUGUCUGAAAAGAUCAACCAACGAAUCCUGCUGGGCAUCAUCUCCCAACUAUGGGCUCUGCCUCUUCUCAUCGCCCUGGUCAGCCUGCCCCCAACAUUCCCCAAUUCCAAUUGGGCGAAAUGGGCCAUCUCGACUCUGCUUGUGGGCUAUCCCUACAUCCACGCCAUCCUUGUUGCCCUCACGUCUCGGAAUUCUGGCUCAGUGCGGACCCGUACGGUCGGUUCUUCGCUCUACAAUAUGGCCGUCCAAGCAUCUAAUAUUUUUGCGUCCCAAAUCUAUCGCAACGACGACAAGCCAUACUAUUACCGAGGCAAUAAAGUUUUGUUAGGCAUCGUCGCGUGGAAUUUGGUGUUAUUUGUCGCUGCCAAGGUAUACUACGUGAGGAAGAACUCUCAGAGAGAUAGGAUCUGGUAUUCAAUGACGAGGGAGGAGAGAAUCGAUUACCUGGCUACGACCAAGGACAAGGGGAACAAGAGACUCGACUUCAGGUUUGCUUCUUGAUCACCUAGCGACGUUGGUGAGGAUUGAGAGGCAGUCCAAGCGAGGUGUUGGAGAGAAGGUGAACAUGGCUACGUGUUGUGCAACGGCUGUCUAGACGUUUUCUGUGUUGGAAGAUGAUUGCGCGAGGCACUGUGGCUAGCACAAGCCGGCUUCUAACUUCACAUUUGCAAAGGCUGAGAAGGGGAAGCAAGGAUGAUGAGCCGCGCCCUAUCGAAUUCCAUUCUUUUUAGAGCUCUCAAGGCUUGUCGAGGUUUACCAAACCUAGGAUUCUCAUUCCUGUGAAUCGUCUUUACGUGUCGUUUGCUGAGGCAUUUGUGACAUUGCCUACAUAUGUGCGAAUAGGCAAUUUGUGGCUAGAUGUACGACGAGAUCCUCAGGGCGUCCUUUCCGCAGCCCGUCACCGAAAAACAACGACUUGCAAGUCCGCUUCCAUUGGAAUGAGAAGGAUCUAGCCAUUUGGGACAACCGGUCCGUCUUCCACACUGCAGCCAAUGACUAUUAUAGCAAGUAUCAGGGCAAUUCGGCUGAUCUCUCUGGGAGAAGCCUUGUCUUGCUCCUACCUCGGUUUCCUCGCUUUCUCGCCGCCAUGUUCAUGGUGAAGUUUGAAGAGAGAUGGUCCUUAAGGUUUAGGUUGAGCAAAUGGUUGUCGGAUGGAGUGGCAUAUAUGAUGAGACGGACUCAUUGCAGCGCGCCGUAGCGAAUGAAAUGAAGUGGUGGACAGCGAUGGAGCAUAUA